ACACGCUGAGAAGUUUGGAGCUGGUGAACUGAGCUCCGGCCGAUCAUGUAGCUGCAGCUCCGUAAUUACCGAAACGGCUUUUUGCAAUUGCAAACCUUCUGCUGUUUGCAGCUUGCUUCCGAGCUGUGCAACCGGCCAUUCCCUUCUGCACAGCUCGCAGCUGCAAGAAAUCGGUCAGGAUUCCCAGGUGGAUGAAAAUUGGGAGGCAGCUGAUUUUUUUUUGUGUGUGCGCUUUGCAUCUUUGUUGCAAAGCUGAAAAGGCAAAGUCUUCUGUGAUUCCCCUCCCCCUCCCAUUCACAGCAAAGGGGGGAAAAAAGAACAAAAAAAUGUCGCUGUCAAAAGGAGGUAAGAAAAAGAACCGUGGGCUGAAACUGUCAAAGGCUGUCUUUGAGCAACCGCAGGAAAGUCCCACCCCUCCCAGGGACCUGGACUCAAAGGCCUGCAUCGCCGUCGGUGAAAAGAACUUUGAAGUGAAAGCAGAUGACCUGGAGCCGCUGUCGGAGCUGGGACGUGGCGCGUACGGUGUGGUGGAGAAGAUGCGGCAUACGCCCAGCGACACGCUGAUGGCUGUUAAGAGGAUCCGUGCCACAGUGAACAGCCAAGAGCAGAAGCGGUUGCUGAUGGACCUUGACAUCUCCAUGCGUACAGUGGACUGCCCCUUCACCGUCACCUUCUAUGGGGCACUUUUUCGAGAGGGUGAUGUGUGGAUAUGCAUGGAGUUAAUGGACACCUCCUUGGACAAGUUCUACAAGGAUGUCAUAGAAGGAGGCAUGACCAUUCCUGAGGACAUCUUGGGGAAAAUAGCAGUUUCCAUUGUGAAGGCCUUGGAACAUCUACACAGUAAGCUGUCUGUUAUUCACAGAGACGUGAAGCCGUCCAAUGUCCUGAUCAACGUGCACGGCCAGGUAAAGAUGUGUGACUUUGGCAUCAGUGGCUACCUGGUGGACUCGGUGGCUAAGACCAUGGACGCGGGCUGCAAACCUUACAUGGCUCCAGAGAGAAUUAACCCGGAAGUGAACCAGAAAGGUUAUAGUGUCAAGUCGGACAUCUGGAGUUUGGGAAUCACCAUGAUUGAGAUGGCGAUCCUAAAGUUCCCGUACGAGUCCUGGGGUACUCCUUUCCAGCAACUCAAACAGGUGGUGGAAGAGCCUUCUCCGCAGCUUCCCACUGACAGAUUUUCCCUGGAAUUUGUCGACUUCAGCGCCCAGUGCUUGAAGAAGAACUCCAAAGACAGACCAACAUACUCAGAGCUUAUGCAACACCCCUUCUUCACGCUACACGAAACCAAAGAAACAGACGUGGCCUCUUUUGUGAAGCUUAUUCUGCGAGACUGAGAGGGACCGAGGCAGCUCGACGGCUUUUCCCGAUCAGUUUCUACGCCUUCUACAUUUGGGAUGACAUUGUAAGAUAUCCUCUGCCACAUUCGGCCUCCGAAACACAUCACCGGUUGCAGAAGUAAACUCCAGUCUCUGGCAAGAGCAGCAGAGGGGGGGUGGGGAGGGGGGGGGGGGGAGGGGGGGAGGGGAGGGGGAGGGGGGAGGGGGGGAGGGGAGGGGGGUGGGGGCGGACAAUGGGUCGAGGGGAAUGCAUUUGGGGGAGGGUCCAGAGUGGGCUCCACUGAAUGUCGGGACAGCAGAGCGAAAUUUCUAGCUGGGAGGUGGGUUACGGGAAAAAUCUUCUGCUCAGCUCAAAUAAUUGGCAACCAAUUCACUUUUUAAUUGACGAUUUUAAAAAAAAUGUGGGAAAUUGUCAGAGGACUGCGCCCACAGCAUUAAUUCCCAGUGGCGAUUCACCGUGUGACCAUGAUAAAAGCGUUUUUGCAGUGACUCAGAUGGUAAAUUGGUCUCUUAAAAGGCCAGCUUAGCCUCUGAAAAUAUCACGAGGCUGUAGAGCGUGCGUGUGCGCAUGUGCGUGUGUAUAUGUGUGUGUGUGUGUGUAUUUUUAAUAGGUGCACUGAAAAUCGUGUGAAUGCAGUCAUAUUAGGGGGACAGCCACGCAUCAGUUCAAUUGAGCAAGGGGUCGACAUUUUGGAGCCAUAUCUUGGCUGAGUCGACCCACUGCCCACGUACGUACAUGCGGUGUGUGACUUUUAGCUCUGUGUAUAAAACUUUGUUGUGUAAAUAGUGGUAGUGGCUUUGGAUUCAGAAACCCUUGCUCCCCAGUCUCACUCAAGCAGCAGGAGACAAGAUGGAACAGGUGAACAAACUGUUCCGUUUUCACCUGCUGGAGCCACUAAAACGGAAUACUUCAUUCCCCCCCCCCCCCCCCCCCCCCCCCCCCCCCCAACCACACUCCGACUCAAAGUAAAUUUAAAAUUCUUAAAUACCCAUAGGUUAGCUCUGAUAUCACACACCAAUCCACAUCACAAAUCGCAUACGAUAUCAAUUCUGUAAAUUUUUACAAGUUGUAUUUAAUUGGUUGGGAUGAAGAUUGUAUUUUUAAAUAAUGUUUGUACAGGUCACAUUAAAGGCUGUCGUAGAUUUUAAUAAGCCAA
This is a messenger RNA of Amblyraja radiata (thorny skate), 2494 nucleotides long. RefSeq names its product dual specificity mitogen-activated protein kinase kinase 6. The transcript is spliced from 12 exons. The record is from RefSeq and is a predicted model, not a curated record. Gene Ontology annotation, molecular function: ATP binding; MAP kinase kinase activity. The coding region runs from base 192 to 1334 and encodes 380 amino acids. Gene Ontology annotation, biological process: protein phosphorylation; MAPK cascade. NCBI's taxonomy places the organism in Eukaryota, Metazoa, Chordata, Chondrichthyes, Rajiformes, Rajidae.